AUAAAUUUCAAUCUCUCUCUGACUCUCUCUUAGCUAGCAGUCUACGCAAUCUCGCUCUCUAACUCUCUCAUUCUCUCUCUUAACGCAUCUGCCAAUUUGAUCCCAGGACUCUGCAGUUUUCAUGGAGUAAUGCUCUCUCAGGUGUACGCACAAACCCUAGAAGCAUGCAUCACUGUGCUCGAGUUUGGGCAAAGCAGAAAAUCAAAUCUCAGGCUAUUUUUCCUUUUUAAUUGCACAUUUUGAUUGAAAGGUUAUUCGUGUGUAAUCGAGAUCGAAUUCCAUGUCUCGGCUGAUGGUGGCAACCCAUUUUUGAGAAUUAUAUUGGGUUAAAACCGUAGAAGUAUGGAUCUGCACAGUUACCCUCAUGCUGAACAUGGAAGGUUUGAGCAAAUACUCAACCAAUUUCUCUUGAAAAACCUCCACAUUAUAUUGGACUCUAGGGUCCCUGCCGACCGGCCGCCCAGCCGAGGAGGUGAUAUAAAGAAGAGCGACAAAUGGUUCAAUUUAGUAUUGGGUGACCGCCCAUCGGCCAUGGAUAGCCUGAGCUUCUGGAACAGAAGUCUAAUGGAGCCGAUGAUAAUCGACAUUAUAAUUGUUCAAGAACAACCGACUUCCUCAUCAGACCCUACGGAUAUUUUCAACGAGACGGUUAUUGAGAGGUGGAUGGUUCAGUACGACUCUCAACGGCCAAUUGCCCCACAAGCCGUCGAUGCAUCUCACAAAAAGACGUACAAGAAAUCGAUCAUACUCUUGCGUUCGGUUUAUUCGAUGCUGAGGCUCCUCCCGGCUUACAAAGCAUUCCGUAAACAGAGCUCCUUGAAACAGAACUGCGAUUUUGAAAUCAGUUACAAAAUCUCCUCAUUUAGUUCACCCUUCUCGAGGGAGGAGGAGGAUUCGAUGAAGAAGUACAAUUUUGUCCCCGUCGAUGCCCAUCAAGGCCGCCUCUCUGUAUCCGUGGCCUAUCGUGAAGAUCUAUCCAAUUUUAAACUCGACUCGUUCAUUUCAUGUCCUAUGGAGAUAAUUACGGACUAUGUAGGAAGUCCUCUCACUGACCCCAUGAGGGUAUUUUCGGCCAAUCCACCUGAAAAGAGCCGUCCAACAUCUUUCCCGACGAGAGGGAGGCAGUUGGCCCCCUCCUCACCUUUCCAGCGGCCCCAUAGCUGGACGAGUGGGGUCCACAGGGAUGCUUCCUUACAGCAGAGCCCACAGCCUUUUAGUGGGUCCCCUCCUCUGCACCGUUCCCCGUACGAGUACUCGCGUUCGCCUACUGACACAUAUAUACAUAGGAACCAAAAUCAAAGGUUACCGAUUCACCAAAAAAUGUUGUCUGAUUGUGAUCUGCUUUCUCCUCCGUUUUCCCCUUCUCCCUCUCCUUCUCCGCCUACAUACCCUUCGAACCAUUUCCAGAGCCGCCCGGUUAGUAUACCUCACCCGAUGAUGGCCAGAAGCCCAAGAUAUCUUUCACCCAAUUUGUCCGAUCCAAAUAGGCAUUCUCUGCCGCCGUUAUCUCCUAGAAACACAAAGUAUGAUCCUUCAUCUCAUGAAUCCUCGUCGUCAGGUGUGAGAAGACUUAAUUCUCUCAGAGGUGGAGAAUCGAGUAACACACCAAUUAAUGUUGGUCAGAAGCUGUCACGGGAUGCGAAAGAGGAUUCAGGUCGGUUUUCGAGUUUGCUGUCGAGUAGUAGUUCGCCACGUGUCGGCUUUUCAAGGAGCUCAAGCCGGUUGUCUUUUCAGGAUGAUUUUGGCGACUGUGAUUUCUCAUGUCCAUUUAUUGUGGAUGAUGUAGAGCCUCCUGAUAGCCAGACAAGCUUAAAUCUCGACCGACAAAAUAGUUCAGAAGUUUCUUCUCAGACAUCCUCGACGGCCAAGAAAUCCCAGGAUGCGGCCGUGGGCGCCCUCGUUCACAUGCUGAGGACAGCUCCUCCACUUCGCCAGGAUUGCAGUUACUACACUUCCCACUCCUCAAAUAUAGUGCCCGAGGGCGAAAUCGGAGGGGCAGUUUCGGAAUUUUUCAAGCCUCGUAAAACUUCAGACGCGCUUGAGGAGCUCAAAGUUUACAGGGAGAUGAAGGAUUUAUUGCUCUCGAAAACCGCAGCUAGUUUGGGGGCAAAGGAAAAAACUAAGGAUCAAACUUGAUGACCUGCACUAGUUUUAUAAUGUGAAUUGCUACUUGGAUGGGAAUUUUUAGUUAGAUUGAGCUUUAGUGGGUUGGUCCUUUCUAGAGAGGUGUAAACAGAACAAGUGAGAACUUUGUACAUAAUGCUUGUAAACAUUUUAGUUCCUUGCUCGUGACUUAAUUUCUUGGCCAAACUUACAAAAGCUUAUGGGAUUUUAUAUGUUUGAACUUAGAAUUCAAAUCUCAAUCAAGUAAAUUGACUGUUUGGGAACACUUUUUAAAAGAACUUUUG
Striga asiatica is the source of this 2408-nucleotide messenger RNA. The record is from the annotation of a GenBank genome assembly. Lineage: Eukaryota; Viridiplantae; Streptophyta; Magnoliopsida; Lamiales; Orobanchaceae.